Molecule: messenger RNA, 609 nt
Organism: Gastrolobium bilobum
Lineage: Eukaryota; Viridiplantae; Streptophyta; Magnoliopsida; Fabales; Fabaceae
Exons: 2
Coding region: 1-609 (202 amino acids)
Source: RefSeq, a predicted model, not a curated record
AUGGCUGAAGACAGUCAGCAGUCAAUUAAACGAUCUAAUCAUAUAUGGACCGCCGAAGAGGAUAAAGUCCUCGUUGAAUGUCUCACUGAUCUAGGUUUGUGUUGGAGAGGAGAUGAUGGUUUCAAGAUAGGUUUUUCAAGUGUGGUAGAAAAGAUGAUGCAUAGCAAGAUUCCAGGUUGCUCUCUGCGAGCUAACCCCCACAUCACAUCCAGAGUUAAAUUGUUGAAAAAGCAUUAUAAUGCCAUCGCUGAAAUGGUUGGACCUAAUGGUGGGAGUGGCUUUGGAUGGAAUGAUGCCAAAAAAAUGAUAGAUGUUGAGAGGGAUAUAUUCGACGACUGGGCGAAGACACACCCGAGUGCUAAAGGACUUUUCAACAAGCCAUUCCCACACUAUGAUGCUUUGGGAUCAAUCUUCGGUAAGGAUGUCGCCACAGGAGGUUCUGCGGUGGGUGCACACGAUGCUAUACACGAUUUAGAACGAGAGACAACCUGUGAUGAUGAUAGUGGCACCCCAUUCGAGGAAUAUCUAGACCUGACUGGGGACUACAUCCCAACUCCACUUGAAGAAUCUCACGUGCCUGAUAUUCCUACAGAAGAGGUUGUGCCCUAA